GCUGGCCCCAUAGCUCCCACCGCUGGCCCCAUAGCUCCCACUGCCGGCCCCACAGCUCCUACAGCUAUGGACAGCGUCCCGAGGAGGUGGGUCCUGAAGCCUCUGUCCCCUCUGCUGCAGCUCUCAGACCUGCGCACAAUCGCUGGCGCUGCCCCCAGCGCCUCCUCCCCCGCAGACCCUUUGGUCUUAACCGCCGACAGCAUCUCUGUCACUCGCAGUCAGUCAUCUGUAGUUGUCUCCUCACAGUGGGGUGGCUGUACCGGGGACGUGGUGGUUCAGGCCCGGCAGUUGCCGGUAUCACAGGAUGGAGGGAGCACUAGUGACGAGUGGCAUUUCAGCAGUCCCAGUAACCACAGCAGUCCCAGCAGCAGCUCGGGCUCCCUCUGCGGGUUCUACUCAUUUGUGGAUGAUCCAACGAGUCCAGAGGCCGAGCUGAACGAGGCCUGGAUGGUCUCGCCGCAACGGCAGGCUCAGCUGGCAACCCUGAAGGAGGAGCGAGGAUUUAAACUGCAGACCUACAGCGGCAGCAGGAAGCCAGAGAGUCUGUUCACCGAGAGCAAUGGAGACUCGCAGUACAGAGCGGACCUGAGCGCUGAGGAGGUCCCGCCGGAGGAGGAGCGGCAGUUGCGGCAGGAGAUCAUACGCAGCCAAGCACCAAAGAAGAACCCAACAUUCAGAGACCAACUGAGCGCCCUGGAGGAUCUGGAUCUGAGCAGAGGUUUCAACGUGAGCUUCAGUCCUGUCAGACCCAGCCCCCCUGGCCCCCCCAGCCCCGCGGUGUCCAGGGAUGUCGACAAGGAUCAGAUCAGCUUCAGCGCUGCCCGGCAACAGUUCCUGAAGAUGGAGCAGGAGCGUCUGACCGCAGCCUGCAGCCCUCUGAGGUCCUCCAGGACGCUCCUGAACACGUCUCUGCAGCUGCGUCCCGACGAGUCGCCGCAGGCCAAGACGCAUGACGAAACGCACACGGAGAUGCUCGACGUAGACUCAGUGUUCAAAUCAGCAGAAGAGGAGGUGACACUCCCACAGAGGAAGGUGACAGUGGUCCAGAAGGAGGAGUCUCUGAGCCGGCAGAGCAGCGUGUUCGAUGACCUAGACUCCGGCCCGGAGGAGCCGUCUGUAGAGGUGGGCGGCGGCUACGCCAGCGACGAAGGCGUGUUCAAUGCUCAGCAAGAGGACCGGAGCCACAGCUCCAGGAGCGACUACGAGACCCCAAUCGAGAGGGAGAUCCGGUUAGUUCAGGAGCGCGAGGAGAACCUGCGGCGCUCUCGGGGGCUGAAGCACAGUGACAGCAAAGACGAGAUCGUCCAGAUCAAAACCAAACGUCUGCAGACGCCGUCGCCAGCGAUCAGAGCCAAAGACAAGAACCGAGUCAGCUUCAUCAUCCAGAGGGAGAUCCAGCAGCAGGGAGGACUCAGUCCAGAUCCUCCACAGGAGCUGGAGGACAUGAGGAGGGAGUCAGACCAGCAAGAGGAGGACAAGAGGACAGAAGAAAGACCUCCGUCUGAUGCUGAAGACAUCCUGUCCCCCUGUUGUCCUCAUCGCCACCCUGAAGACAGCCAGUGGUCCCUAAGCAGGACCAGUUCCUCCUCCUUCUCUGCAAGAGACCCUGAAGGACUCAGAGGUCCAGCCUCUGCCUCCUUCCACUCCUCCUCCUCGUCCCCGACUCCUCGACGUAACACGACCUCAAGCAUGGCGCGGUCCUGGAGGGAGACUCUGGAGUCCACCGGCCUGCAGUCCAGAGGGAGAGGAGCACCAGACUUCAUAGAGAAGGAGAUCGAGGAGGCACUGAGACGGGAGCAGGAGCUAAAGGAGCUGAGGGAGUCCAGGGAGGACACCGAUGGACAGCUCCUCUCUCCAGCUCCUCUUGUGGAGCAGGCAAACAAGAUGGCCGUCAGCCAGUUCUACCCACCUGUGAGCACAGGUACAUCCUCCUCUUUGUCCUCCUUCUCCUGCUCUCCUCAUGCUCCUCCUGCUCCUCCUCC
This is a messenger RNA of Plectropomus leopardus (leopard coralgrouper), 1982 nucleotides long. The record is from RefSeq and is a predicted model, not a curated record. NCBI's taxonomy places the organism in Eukaryota, Metazoa, Chordata, Actinopteri, Perciformes, Serranidae.